Messenger RNA from Colletotrichum truncatum, 1863 nucleotides. Its product is annotated as aspartic-type endopeptidase. NCBI's taxonomy places the organism in Eukaryota, Fungi, Ascomycota, Sordariomycetes, Glomerellales, Glomerellaceae. The record is from RefSeq and is a predicted model, not a curated record.
AUGUUGUUGCUUUCAAAGCCCUGGGCGGCGCUCAUGCUGGCCAGCGUCUUUUAUCCCACGACGAAGGCCGACGACUGUUCUGUCGACCCAUUAGUUUUACCCAUAAAAAAUGUUACCUUUCCGAAUGGCAUCGGUGCCAACCGUGGCGUCAAGGUCACACUUGGCGGCCAAGUGCAGGGCAUGCGAAUGUCGACCAUUUUGAACAACACACGAGUGAGGAAUAUCUUGGACUGUCCGCAACAAGACACAUUGGCAUUUGUUGGCUGCCAGGGAGCAUCUGGUAGUGUGUACGACACAACCAAAGGAUCUUUCAGUCAGGUAUUGAACCUCAAGGACUGGAAUGUCACAACGGUUGAUGCGCAGCCUGCUGAUGGCAUAACAACGGUGCUUCAUGGAUACGAAACUGCCAACUUCACAGACGGCCCAGCUGUCACCUACGGAUAUCCUUUCGAGGUUUGGGCAGAUUUCGACUCCAUGAACAAAAGCGCCUUGGCCCUUGGUCCUGAUUCUUCCACCAUCAGCCUCCUUGUUAAACAGAAACACGCACCGACCUCUAGCUGGAGUUUGGAUUAUGGCUCGACAUCAGAACUGUACCCUCGCGACGGUCAGAUUGUCUUCGGCGGCCUCAAUGAAGCACGAUUUAACGAGACGAAAAAAACCGAAUUCAACAUGUGGGGAGCAGGGGCGCCUGUAAACUGCCCUCUGCAGGUUCUUAUCGCUGAUAUUAUUCUAACUAACGACGACGGCGACCAUUCCCUCUUCACCGACGUGGGCACCCGAGUAUCUGCAUGCAUCGACACCGUCCAGAAUGAUUUCACAUUCACGCCGAACAUGUUCUCCCGGUUCCAAAACUUUACGAACCACACUUCCACCAUCAAUGGCUCUACCUUUGGUCAAUCUACCUACCCGGCCAGUUUAGAGCCCAAGAUUGGUACACUAACCAUUAAGCUGACAAAUGGUUACACCACCGUGAUUCCUCACUACGAGUUGGUUACCCAUGAACGCGGCACCGACUCUCGCGGCAGAUACGCCGUGACAAACAACACACAUAUCAGCGCAACAGUGAGCUCAGGGAUGAGCGACCUGGGGAACAAUGUGCCUAUACUUGGCGGUGUCUUUCUUUCUCAAAACUACCUACAUGUUGAUUACCAGGCAGGCAAGUUCUGGCUCAGCCCACAAGUUGCAAACGGCACUUUACCAGACCACAUAUCAACAUCGUGUAACGGCACGAGCACGGGCAGCACAGGCGGUUCGGCCUUGGGCCUGAAGGUUGGCAUUCCUGUAGCAAUCGGUGCGGCUGUGGUGUUUCUGGUCGCUCUCUGGUUCUGGAUGAAGAAUCGCAAGCGGAACGUUAACAACUCUGUCGCCGGGGCUUCCAGGUCCAUCCCCCGAUCAGAGAAGCGCGACGCACCCGAUUCCAAGUCAUCCACGACUCGUUUCGCCGGAUAUCCAGCCGCCCACCACGCCAAUCCUGACAACCAUAUGGAGCUCGAGGGCGACCUCGCGACAAGACCAGCAGAGCUGGAAGAGCCCGCUCCGGCGUAUUCGCGGGCAUCAGAAUGGCCCCGUAUGAACUCCAUCCAAGGAGAGAAUAUGACAUAUUACCGGCCAUCAGCGCGAGAAGAAGAGCACGUGGAAAGCUACGAACUCGCUGAUACUUCCCCGAACCCACCACCAGCCGCAGUACCACCACGUCCGCCCCCAAAAAGACAGGACACAGCGGUAUCGGCUAUGAGUGACUCAUGGACGCAAAGUCCGACAGCACUGCAGAAGCAGAUAUCAAAUUUUAGCGACGUUGUGUCGCCGACAAGUACUACACGGGCAAACAGCACGAGACGAAAUCCGCAGUAUUCUACUACAUAA